Messenger RNA from Seriola dumerili (greater amberjack), 2635 nucleotides. RefSeq names its product insulin-like growth factor-binding protein 3 (gene igfbp3). Bases 67 to 927 code for a protein of 286 amino acids. Gene Ontology annotation, cellular component: extracellular region. Gene Ontology annotation, biological process: regulation of insulin-like growth factor receptor signaling pathway. NCBI's taxonomy places the organism in Eukaryota, Metazoa, Chordata, Actinopteri, Carangiformes, Carangidae. The transcript has 4 exons. The record is from RefSeq and is a predicted model, not a curated record. Gene Ontology annotation, molecular function: insulin-like growth factor II binding; insulin-like growth factor I binding; fibronectin binding.
GAGAGUCCCCUUAAGCCUACGUGACAACUCACAUACUGUCCCUUUGUGACCAGCUUAAUCGGCAGAAUGCCCGGUCUGUGUAUGCUUUGUCUUGCCGCCGCGCUGGCUGCGGUCGCCCGGCUCGUCGGCACUGUGGGGCCGGUGGUCCGAUGCGAGCCGUGCGACGCCGGGGCGCUCCUGCAGUGCAAGCCCCUGCCGAAGGACUGCGCGGAGCGGGUGAGGGAGCCCGGCUGCGGCUGCUGCAUGACGUGCGCCCUCGGCGAGGGACAGGCGUGUGGAGUGUACACGGCGCGCUGCGGCUCCGGCUUGACCUGCCAGCACCAGCCGGGGGAGAGCCGACCCCUACAAGCUCUGCUGGAGGGACGGGGAGUGUGCUCCAGCGCUCCGUCCAAAAGACUCAACAGCAUUCUCAUACCGGCACAAAAACCAGAGAAUGGUGAAAAUCAGGUAGAAGAAGGUUGUGCCAACGUGACCCAGACGAUGACUGUGUUGCCCGGCGUGGCGACUGUGAAGGGCGGACACAGACGAGGGUCGAUAGACACCAGGCCUACGCUGCACAACAAGCUGAUCCAGAAGGAUCAGAACAGGAAGACGCAGAGCUACAAGGUGGAGUCCGUGUCAGGAGGAGCCAAUAUGGACAUGCACAACUUCUCCCUGGAGAGCAAGAGGGAGACUGAGUAUGGACCAUGUCGGCGGGAGAUGGAGAGCAUCCUGAACAGUCUUAAAAUCAGCAACGUGCUCAACCCGAGAGGCUUCCGCAUACCCAACUGUGACAGAAAGGGCUUCUACAAGAAAAAACAGUGCCGUCCGUCCAAAGGCAGGAGGCGGGGAUACUGCUGGUGCGUGGACAAAUACGGACAGCCUCUGCCCGGCUUGGAUGGCAGGGAGCGGGGCGAGACGCAGUGCUACAACCUGGAGAGCAAAUGAGGGGGACGGAGGGACAUCGAGUGGAUGGAGAGAGGAAGACAGCGAAUAAAGGGGUUGGGGUUAGGAGAGGGGAUAAAGACAGAGAGAAAGAAAGGAAGGAAGAAAGAGAGCCUACUUUGCUCUUGCAUGUAGUUUUAUGUAAACAUUUGAAGGAGCUCUGGACCUUUGAUUUCAGGUCCCAUUUCUGUCAGAGAGGGAGGGGAGGGGGGAAAGGGUGGAGCACAGCCUGUGCGACCGGCCAAGACUCCUGUCCAUCACAGCUAUCUGGCCUGUGCUUAGGGAACCUCUAUCCUUUCCUUAAAAAAAAAAAAAAACGAUAAAGCUGAAAGCUGACAGAGAAGAGGGGAAGAAAGAGAGAAUCCUAUCAUCUGCACUAUUCUUUUAGAGAGAGAGGAAGGAGGGACUUUUCCACUCACUUUAAAGAGGACUUUGUUUGUGACUGACCCUGAAAAAACCGCACCACCACCGUUUCUAUGUGUUUGUCUGUCUGUACAUGUGUGUGUGCUAAUUGCGUGUGUCUUUAUGUGUGAGCACCUACGUGACGAAAUGUAACAUAACGUGAGCAUCCGCUCACACAGACAUGAGUGAGCGGAUGCUUUAUUUGUAUAAAUACUGUAAGCUCAGUUUAGAGAUGUCAGACUGCCCAUCCCGAGCCCCCGCUCCAUUCAACAAUGCAGAAAACAAAAACACUCUCUGGCUCAGGGUCCAUUUUGAAGUGAAGGAUUAUGGGACAGUUAGGCUUUGAUGUUUUGUCCAGCAUGAUGGCCACCAAAAGGCCCUCCUUGCUGCCUCUGGAUUUUCCCUGGGAAGGGAACGGAGGCAGUUACAGUGCCUUAAACAUCGACCUUUCUGAGCCUUCUCCCUCCCCCACCCUCUGUGGUCCUCGACUAAAGGAAUACCUUACUGAAAACUUACCUUCUGAGUAUUGAAAGCUUGAAAUGUACAUGGCUCUAAGAAAAUUGUAGCUACAGCGGCUGUAGUUGUUUUGGAUUUACAGCAGCUAAAAAUGAUUUGAAGAUGACCCAGUAAAAAAAAAAAAAAAACAGCAUUAAAACAUACAAACUUCUGAAACUGCUCCUGCUACACAAUCCACUUCUUCGCUGUUGAUUCGUUGGCUGAUAGCCUCACAUUAAAUGUAAAGUAAACUAGUUCUGCCAAGUGUGGAUAGUGUGACAUGGACUCUGCUGUGAAGGAACAAACUGAAAGGAUGGACCAACAUGGAUCAAGCUGUAGAUUUUGCCAAAAUAUUGGCCUGGUUCCAGACCUUCAUCUCUUUUAUUUUUCCACUGGUUGAUUGUGUUCAUCAAUGGCUUCUCAGCAUUUGAGGAGCUUUGUGAGCUGGAAUAUCAAUGGAGUCGUCAUCUUCCUUCAACAACCUACACCCCAACGAUUUAUAGAAAUAACAACUCUUAAAGUUGCAUGUUUCUUUAGUUUAAACCAAAACAUUUUCUUGGCAUCUGCCACCAGAGUGUCCAUGAAAUGUCGCUACAAGAGCCCCUUUUCCAUUGGUCAAAAAACCCACUAAGACCCACUAACAUUAGGCUUUUGUCAGCAAUGGAAAAGGGUUCAAUCGGCACUCACACCCGGGUCAAAUGACUCUGCAGUAGAUGCAGGUAUUUAUCGGCUUCGGCUCCGAUCGGCAUUGAUGUAAACACAACACCACGGGUGAACAUGCAAGUUUUUCGCCACCCCUUUUCCAUUUUUCAGA